Molecule: messenger RNA, 5823 nt
Organism: Megalopta genalis
Lineage: Eukaryota; Metazoa; Arthropoda; Insecta; Hymenoptera; Halictidae
Source: RefSeq, a predicted model, not a curated record
GAGUCCCCACUAUUAAAUGGCUCGACUUCGACGCAGGAAAGGAGAAGCUGCGUCGGGGGCGGCGGAACACCAUCCAGCCUCAGUGCUAUUUCAACACUCGACAGGCGUCAGCUAGGGGAGCGGAUAGAGUGUGGUUCGUGCGAUCUCUUUGGGCGACUAUCGACCGACAGGGAGCCGUCUCUUCAUUCUUCUUCAAGCCGACUAUUCGUUGGAGAAUCGGAAAGAACCUUGGGCGCAGGGAACCGAGAAGCUGAGACGAAGCAACGGCGAUAAAACUCCGAGAGGCCAAGAUCGUCGCUUCGAAGCGUCGCGAUUUCUCGCGAGACGAAGCAGAUCGAAACCGUUUCGCGCGGAGAAUCAAGUUCGAACGAUCGUUCGGACGAAAAAGGAUACCGACGCGAGACGCGAGAGUAAGAUCCGCGCGGAAUUUCGGAGCGAAGAGUUCGAAUCGCAGGAAGGUUUACGCAUUUUGUUCCCGAAAUUGCAUCGCGCGGAUGUCUCGUGGGAAUCUCGGGCGGAGGUAAACGGCCACGAAGGUAAAUGGGAAGUGAUACGCGAGACAAUGACCGAGGAAUAACGGCUGGACGGGGAACAAUGAGGGGAUCCGACGCGCGUAAAAGGUAGAGAGGCGCGUGUAAAUCAAGGAAUCGGUCCCAGCGGCGCAUCCAGAAUUGAAGGUUUCCUCGCGGUCUUAUUAGAGCACGAAGCCGAGGCGCGCGCGCGGACGAUGCAGCGGCGGCACGCGAUCGUCGCGAACACGUGUUCUCGGUUUCCCGCCAAUUAGUAUCGGUACGCGUGGAAACGCGAACGAGCCGAACGAGAAUCGCAGCCGCGGAUAAUUUGCCCGGGGAAUCACGGUCACAGGGACGCCCUGUCGUGCUCGGUGAUUAAGGACGCGGCCCAAUCGUCGACGUCGGUGAUUAAGGACGGCCAGGCACAGGGAUCCCGCUCGCGAAUUAGAAUGGCGUCGUUGCUCCCGUGGUUCCCGUCCGUGCCGCACCUCGGACCGUGACGAUCCGGCGAUCCUAAUCGCGGCCGACAAAAACCCUUACGGGAGACUCGGCACCCGGAACCGCGGGAAAAAACGGACCCCGGCGUCGGCGUCCGCUUGUAAAAGGGGCGCCGCGCGGAGCCGGCCGGCAAAAAGGGAGAAGAACAGGGUCGCGUUUCUGCUAUCUGCGAGCCGUGAAAUUGGGACCUUGCGCUCCGCCGAUGAAAAUUUCGGUCGCCGCCGUUCGGGGAAGACGACGCCGGACGCGGACGCCGGAGAAAAAAAAAGAAACGAAGUCGACCGAAAAGUCGUUAAGUCGCGCGGUUUUUCGGCUGGCACCGAUGAUGAAUUUUUAAAUGGCAGAGACAACAGCGAACGGAUUUUAGUAGCGGCUUCUGGGGCAGAAGCCUCGCUCGGCGAGUUGCGACGACACCGGAGACCGGAGCAGAGGUUUCUCCGAUGCGUUUUUUUAGCGAGCGCGAAGCGGAUCGCGGACUCUUCGUUAUCGAUGCAGAUCGAACGGCUUCUUUCAACUGUUAUCCUGUUACUUACGAGUGAAUCGGAGGGAAGAGAUCGUUCCCCGAGUGUGAGAUCGUUUUUUUCGGAGACGAACGUCGACUCGACACGAAUGUCCUUAUAGAGCUUGAAAUCGUAACAGUGAUAUAUAGAUAGAUCGAGGAAAAUUACAGCGACGGUAAGAAAUGAGGAGAGCGCGUCCCGCGAGAAAAUAUGCAGAACACGCAAACAAGAGCGCAGCGACGACGAGAAACGUUUGGAAUUGCGAUUGAGAAAACUGGAGCAUAAUAUUUGACGACCCGUGAAAACGGAUAAUAAUUAUACGGAAAAUACGUGCCGAGGAGAUACAACAUGGCGGAUCAAUACGUGGAUUAAAAAAGGAACGAUCGUGAUAGGAUCGAAGAUCUGGACGAUAGAAGACGAUCGUUGCUUUGUGUUCCGAAGGAGAGGAAUACUCGUUACAAAGAGUAGAAAGCGAUAUCGUCUACGACACCCCGACGCGGAGGCCUAGGUCAGCCCGGCGGGAUCGUGUGACAUUAUUGUUACGCCGAUCGCGGCCGAAACGUCCAGCAGGAUCGGCACGAGCCCGCAGAAAUAAGGUCGAUCGCAUUCCCUUGGCCUCGGUGCUGGCGAACAGAGGAGGCUGCCCGCAACAUUGCGGAUGGUCACGAUUCAAAGUGGGCGGUGCACACUCAUGGAAAUGGUCUGGCGACAGUAAUGUCGAUAGGCAUCGUUUGCCAACAGAUGGGAAAGGUAUCCAUAGCCGUAAGAAGUGCCGCUAUGUCCCACAUAGAGCCACGUUUGACUACGAUUCUGGGACGUGCCAAAAUGCGGAAGAAUCUGGUGAAGAUUGUGGUGGUCCUGCUGCUUUGUGGCUCGGGCGGGGCCAGGCCGCAGAAGACCGGUGAAUCUUCGCAAACUGCGAAACCGAUCGCCGACCAAUGGAAACCCUCCAGCACCCCGGCGAACACUCAAGACAUCAGUAUGCCGCAGAAUGACGGUCAACGCCACCUGAAGGAUCUACAGUACAUGGACCAGUCCCUGAGAACGGUGGCUACCCAGCUGCUGAACGUGACCAACCCCGAAGAUGAGAAAACCGUCGGCAAGAUCAUAAAGAAGAGCCCGAACGUCCAGAAAUCCCCGGAGAAAGACGUCGCUCCGUCGAAAGAGAUGACAGUGAACAUAGGCUUCGGAAGGCCGGUGAACUCGAAGUUCAGCUUCUUCGAGGCCAGCCACCCAGGUCACGCGAUGGCGAUCACCGAAGAGGAACUCGAGAAAGAGCUGAGCUCGACGCGUUUGAUGACAGCGUACAAGAAUCAUCCGACGACCACCGGCGGCAUCUCCACGUGGAUCCUGCUGAAUCCUCCGUCGACUACGAUCAAAACAAUCGAUGUAGACAAGAAGUCGAAACAGACCACAGAGAGCGACAAGACGACGACGACGACAACGACGAGGCCAACGACAAUGACGGAGAGGAUAGACGCGACGGAAAGGGUGACGGAGAAGGUGACGUUGCCUGUCUCGACCAUGCUCGUCACGGAGGAACCGCCGAGCACCAAGAAGAUCGUCCUCCUGAGCACCACGAAGAGGACAGAUCCGAAGGCGGAGAAGCCUUCGGAGGCUCAGGCAACCCUGAAGCCUCCUCAGACGACUCUCAGUUUCGAAAACAAAGAAACCACUAUCAGCGCCACCAAGAAGAUCCAAACUGUCAGAACGACGCCGAAGCCCAAGUCCUCCACGUCCAAGCCGACCGCGCUCUCGAAACCAUCGAUCCUGAAGACUUCCAGGCCGAACCAACCGGUCCGUCCUAAGCCAGUAACGAGGAGGACCACGCCGAAGCCGGACACCCUUAAAAACGACACCGCCUCGUCCGCUAAGAUCGAGAAGGUCACUUUCAGGCCUGUCCAGAUGAUCACAGUUGCCAAGAGCAAGCCGGACAGCACCGAGAAGCCGAUGUUCGUGACGAAGAUCAAAGCGUCCGUUCUAAUGGACACCCAGAAGGCCACGACGCCGGCGCCUGUCUCCUCGACGAUCAGCCAAGAACCGGCGACGACGAUGAAAUCGAUCGUCUCGAGCACCAGCAGCAAGCCCGCGGAGAUCUUGACUAAGCUGAAACCGAUCGGCACCAAGAGCAACGUGCUGAAGGUGCAGCUGAAGAAGCCCGCGGAGGACACUAAGAUCGAGAUCGAGCCUAUCAAAGUGAACGCGCCGGUUUUGAAGAUCGAGAAGGUCGAGAAGGACAAGAGGCCGGAGGUGGAUACGGAAAAGGACGCGUUGAACGAUUCCCAGAUAGACCUGAAGUUCGACUUCAAUCCCGAGUUAACGAAGAUAAACACGGACACGGAGACGUCAACGUCGACCGCCGCGACGGUGUCGUCGACCACGAAGAGGCCUAGGCACAGCUCGAAGCGGAAGAAGAACAAGAGCCGAAGGAGGAAACCGUCCGCGUCCACCACCACGAUCAGCCCGCUGACGUCCAGCUCGACGGAGCUCGAGCUGAUGACGCUGGAUCCGGCCGGCGAGAACGGGAUCCAGGAGUCGAAGAUCGCGCCGGAGACCAAGGUCUCCGUGAACAGCACCAAGACCAAGAAGAAGCAGGUACAGAAGCCCAUCUCCACGCAGAUCUACAACUUCCUCAGCCGGGAGGUGAUGCCCAGCUUCGGGAUGAUGUCUCUGGUGGGCCUCGGGCUGGGCCUGGCGUCCUACUUCCUCUACCCGUUCGGCGGGACCAUCGCACGGAGGAACUACGAGGUCGAGCCGAAGUACAAGUACAACCUGGACGAGUACGGCGGGAACUACGGGCAGAGCGAGGAGGAGGUGCUCUCGAAGGUCUUCCAAGGCAUGACGACCAACGACGACAACAAGUACCCUGGCGCGAAGGACUACGACAACUACUAUCAGUACCAGCACUACGACGGUGGCUACGACUCCCAGACGACGAAGAAGUACGAGCAGAGGUACACCUCGUCGCCUGUCUACAGGCCGGAGAACACUGGCUCCGCUCUGAAGUUCAGGAACACGGAUUACAGGUACCCGGACGCGCCCAGCACUCCGAACUAUUACGAACGGCCGAAGCACACGGAGUACGCGGCUGGACAGGCGCCGUCGGAGCCAGCCAAUCGGCAGUUCGUCGUCGGGAACGUGCCGAAGGAGUAUCCGUCGUACGAGGAGAAGGCCCCGGCCCAGCCGACCACGGGCAAGCUGGCCAGCUACGAGCCCACGGAGAGCGGGCCGCUGAAGUUCGAUCAUGACAUCGAUCAGAACUUCAAUUUCAAUAGUCCGGUUCAGAGCUACGGACAGGUGCAGACAAGCAGGCCCGAAGAGGCUUACGAAGAGGUGGAGAUCACGCCGACCGCGGUGGCCGUGGAGCACGGGCCGAGAUCUCUGAAGUCGAAGAGGUCCGUGGACGGUUCUGCCGACGCCUCUCCGAUCGGACAUCGUCGAUCGAGAGCGAGAAGGGACUCGGUGAUCCAGGUGAUCCCCUCGAAGAGGGAGCUGGAAGAGGAAGAGAAGGAGGAAGACCUGAGCAACGAGAUCCUGAACAUCAUCGACUCGGCGUUGCCCGGGGAAGAGGACGGGAAGACCAGACGGAAGGAGACCGAGAUAUCGGAGGAGCUCGAGGCGAAGAAGAGACGGCAGAAGGAUGAGGAGAGGAUCAAAUCGACGGCUCAGGCGUCCACGGAGUCUAGCGUCGACGUUUCCAGCCGUUCGACCGGUUCUUCGACGUUGCAGGAGGCCACCGACUCGUCGAUCUCUUCGUCGCCUUCCUCGAACGCCGAUCCCGGCAGCAUCUCGACGGAGGCCUCGAAGAGCACGGAGCAGAACAACGUCGAAUGGAUCGACAUGACCACGAAGACGCCGGAGGAGCAGGACGGUUUCAGCCUCUUCGGCUUCGUGAAGAAGGUUGCUGAGAUCAAGUUCCGGCUUGGGUUGACGCUGCUGAAACACGCCAGCGAGGGCUUCGCCAGAUACCUCGGCCACGUGCAGAAGAGGAUCAAUGGCGAGGAGUGAAGGACCUUCGGGGAGCACGGACAAUUGAACUCGAGAGUGGUUCCGAUUGGUGGAAACGAUUCAGGGGUUUCGGCGAGACAGGGCCGCCUCGAUCACGCGCAACGAGCACGUCCCGAAUCGAUUUAGGGUGUUAACAUCCCCCAGCCACGAUUUGUCUAGCAUUUUAUCGCUCGAGAAACGCGUGUCGGGGACGCGCGAUUGGGUGGCAGGUGAUCUGUGACAGAGUCGAUUUCUUAACCUUUUAGGCAUGACGCGCCACUAUAGUGGCUUCCGCGGAUGUCAUUCUCUCUGAACGACGCGCCACU